Messenger RNA from Piliocolobus tephrosceles (Ugandan red Colobus), 630 nucleotides. RefSeq names its product putative nuclear pore complex-interacting protein family member B2. The record is from RefSeq and is a predicted model, not a curated record. The transcript has 2 exons. The annotation marks the transcript as partial. Lineage: Eukaryota; Metazoa; Chordata; Mammalia; Primates; Cercopithecidae.
GUGUCUUUCCUCAAGAUUGUCUUCAAGUUACAAAAUGUACAUGACAGAUCCACGGAUGUACCGCGGAGAGCCUGGAGGUCCAAUAGCCGUAGGCAAGAAGGGCCGAGGUCCACUUGUACACACACAAAGAGAAGGGUUUCUUCCUUUCCGGGAAUUAAAAUUGGCCUGGCAGACCCCUUUACUUCACGGAGAUAUAUGGAAGCCAGAGAUCGAGCUCAAGUCCAUAAGGUGACAAAGAAGGUCAACAGUCAUUACCAAAUCAAUGGACAGAGGAAGACUACCGAGAAAGGGUAAGAUGUGCCUUGACACAAACACUGUUGUAUGAACCAUGUGCCAAUCAAAGUAGACAACUGUAAUGUCCUUGAGAAUAUUUUCUGCAAUAUUUGUGGCAGAUUCAGUGGGUACAAAAUUGAGUUUGUCCUUUCUGCUUGAUUAGUGUAAUCUGCAUAACUCCUUUCCCUUCCUACAUUCUUCUUUGUAAUUUUUUGGGGGGAACAGGAGGUGCUAGUACUGGCAUUGGUUUUCCUUUCUCUCUCUCUCUCUUUUUUUUUUUUUCCCUGAGACGGAGCUUUGCUCUUGUUGCCCAGGCUGGAGUGCAAUGGCACAAUCUCGGCUCAUUGCCUUUUGGGU